Messenger RNA from Pomacea canaliculata, 774 nucleotides. RefSeq names its product alpha-(1,6)-fucosyltransferase-like. Gene Ontology annotation, biological process: protein N-linked glycosylation. The transcript is spliced from 3 exons. NCBI's taxonomy places the organism in Eukaryota, Metazoa, Mollusca, Gastropoda, Architaenioglossa, Ampullariidae. Gene Ontology annotation, molecular function: alpha-(1->6)-fucosyltransferase activity; protein binding. The record is from RefSeq and is a predicted model, not a curated record. Bases 144 to 560 code for a protein of 138 amino acids.
CCUUCAGGUGAGACGGACAGACAAGGUGAAUGUCGAGGCGGUGUACCACAGUCUGGAGGAGUACAUGAAGCACGUGGAGGAGUAUUACGACCUGAGACAGCAGCACGAGGACAUCAAAGAACGCCGACUGUUUGUGGCCACCGAUGACCCAUCAGUGUUUCCAGAACUUCAAAAAAAGUACCCGGGGUAUAACAUCAGCGGUGUGGAGGGCAGUGCAGACUCAGCGUUCUGUCAAAUCCCGCUACACGAGAGAUGGACUGAGUGCAGUACUAGUGGACCUGCACUUCCUGUCCAUGUGUGACUUUGUCGUCUGCACCUUCACUUCAAAUGUCUGUCGGGCCGUGUACGAACUGAUGCAGACGAGACAUGGCGACGCCUCCAGCAAGGUGUAUUCUCUGGACUCCUCGGUGUAUUUUUUAACAGACGGCGACAUCCACUACAAACGAGCCGUUGUCAACCACCAAGCGACAUCCAACGAAGAAAUCUCCCUUCAAGUUGGAGACCUCGUACAAGUUCAAACCUACGUUUUCCGUAGCAAUGACCGACAAUUUCGUUGGUAACCUGAGGAACGGCUCCAGUGUCGGCAUCAACACACGGACUGGAAAACGAGGACUUUUCCCCUCCUACAAGGUGGUGGAUGAAAUUGUAGAAGAAAACAUGGGCUAGACAAGCAUAGUGUGUAAUUUAAACAGAGCUGUAGAUGUUACUAAAUAUUUGUUGUGUCGCUAAUACGACAAGGUUUUCGGUUUUUAAUACAUAUUAUUCCAGUUGAUA